UACUAGACUGUUCAGACACAUUUCAGGGGAUUUACUAAUUGCUAAAAGGAAUAAAAAUGUUACAGAGGAAAUCUUCAAAUGUUUCAGAUAAACAAAAGACUCAAAAGCCAAAGCGGUCAUCCAGCUUUGGGAGAUUUGAUGCCUUCAAACAUCAUCCGUCAAGAACAAAAGCAGAGGAUAAUGUGGAGAUUAAUGCUGUAGAAGGAGAGGCUGGUGAUGAAAGCAGUGAUUCGCAUUUGAGCAAAACAUCCAGUACUACUGGUGGAAUCAGUCAAAAAAUAAGGGAUAUUUCCUUGACAAUGAAGAAGAAGAUGGGAAAGAAGUACUCCAAAGCACUGUCAGAAGAGAUGAUGGAAGAUGGAGAAAAGGACUGUACUCAUAAAGACAGUGACCAUGAAAGCCAUCCACCUAUAGAGAAAGCCUUUCUGCAUCCCAGCGAAUCAAUGGAAAGUCUCUACAGCCUCAACAGUGGACAGAGUUCCUCUAGUGGUGUUACCAGUGGUUCUGAUGGGUCAAGUAACAGGGACAGUCUUAGGCUGGAUGAAGAUGUUUCGUAUUCUGGUCCUUUCUGUGGAAGAGCCAAAGUUCAUACCGACUUCAUUCCCAGUCCAUAUGACACAGAUUCUCUCAAACUUAAGAAAGGUGAUAUCAUUGAAAUAAUCAGUAAACCUCCAAUGGGAACAUGGACUGGCAUGCUUCACAACAAAGUUGGGUGUUUCAAAUUUAUUUAUGUGGAUGUUCUCGCAGAAGAGCAUUUUGAACCCAGAAAACUGAGACCACACAGGAGAAGUAAAAGGCCAAGACCAAAAACUCUACAGGAACUACUGAAGCGUUUAGAAUUACAGGAAUAUGAAUCAUCUCUCCUGCUGAAUGGCUAUCAGACACUAGAAGAUUUAAAAGAUUUAAGGGAGAAUCAUUUGAUAGAACUGAAUAUUUUGGAUCCAGAUCAUCGAGCCAGAUUUCUAGCUGCAAUUGAAGUUCUAGGAGAUAUUGAAAAUGACCUUGAGAGUGGACACCAUCUGAGUCCUCAGACAACCACAGAAACUUUUAAAGGAGACCAAUUGCACACAAACGAAUGUCCAAGGGAUUCAGGCUGUUAUGUUACUACAGAAUGCUCAGACACAGGCAAAGAAGACACAGAAGCUGACAGCCUACCUCAGAUAACAGCAGAGUCUUAAAUGGAGACUUACUAUAUUUUAAGAGCAACAUGGAUAGAAAGUGACAUAAGUAUUUAUUAUUAGCAGAAUUUGCAAAUGAAGGGACUACCUUCAGAUAUGCAUGGAAGGAUUUGUAAAAUAAUUCUUUAACAAACCUCCUUUAUCUUUCAGUUGGAGAUUUUGACACCUCUGUUCCCUUUUAAAAACUAUCAUAUUAAAAAUACCUAAGUUUAGUACUUUGUUUUAAAAUGCAAACUGAAGGUGCAUCAGGUUGAAACUUGUGGAGAGUUAAGAAGUAAGGUAUCUUUUGUAAGUGUAACUUUUUAGGAAUUCUUUUUCGACAGAACUGAUUGGAUUUCCAUCUCACUUUAUACAUUUUAGACAUGUUUCCCUCAACGCAUGUGGCUUGAUCCUCAUUAGAGUUUCGAGGCAAUUUUUGGCUGAAAUCUUUGUACAGCUUCAAGGCAUAGUUUGGAGCAGAAACUAUUUGUAACUAUUUUAUUAAAAGUAUUCAUUUUUUUAAGGUUUAAAAAAUACACAAAUCCUAGCAGCAAAAUCUAUGCUAAUAAAAUGAAAGAAUUUCAAGUCCAUCUUGGAAACUUUUAUAAUUUUGCUGUGAUUUUCAUAGAAGACUAAUGUCUAAAGAGAUUUUCCACAGGUACUUCGAAUUCCUCUGUCAUCCCAAAUACGUACAGUUUAGAGUGCCUGAUGUCUCCAAAUUGGCCUUGCGUCAGUGAGCAUGCAUGUAUUUUUAUGUGUGUGCCCAGUGAUGGACAGUCCUCCUGUCCACAGUUGCUGUUUACCUUAACCAGAUGCUACUCACUACCCACUGUAAUGAAAUAAUCAAGUUCAGCAAAUGAAUGGCACUAGAUGGCUCAGAAAGAGAACUAGCAGACAAAGAAAGGAGUGGAAAUCCUUUAAGGCGAAUGUACCAUAAUGUCAUAUUUGUUCUGUUGUGCCAGAUAUGUAUUUUAGAGCAGUACCUGCAAAUCUGAACCAUACUAAACAGCUGCAGAGUCAGAUGUACAGUGUAAAAAACAUAUUUUCAAAAAAUUAUGCUAUUAUUGAUAGAAAAAUAAAUGUUGCAAAUAAUAGAUGUAAAUUCUAAAUCAAAAUGUCUGUCCUUUAAUACUAUUUCUGAUUUGCAGUCUGCUUCAUCAUUAAUGUAUAGCCAUUGUUUUGCAAGUGUGUGUCUUAGUCUUCAUUUAUGUGUCCUUUCUGCUUCCUUCAUAUUUAUUAUUGUAUUCAUUAAUAUCAUUUACAUAGCCUUUUCUUCAUGUCAUGUGCUCACCUAGGAAUACAAGUGUCAAUGCAUGAACAAUUUUAGACAGUUCAUAUUUAUCAGCCUUAUUAUUUUCAUCAUACACUUCCUGUCUGUGCCAUGUUGUUUCCAGUAAAAUCAGUUCAUGGUGCACAUGGUAUGUUGAUUUCUGGCAAGUGGCAUUUGGUUGUGGUCUAAUUUUUUUGAAGUCUAUAUAUUAUAAUAUUCCUAAACGUUGACUUCCUGUUAAAUACGGUGGAAUUUUGGUUUUUUUUGCCAUUCUAUUUGUCUUUAUUUAUUAAUGUUAUUUGUUCAGUAGAGUUUGUCUGUUUUAUAUAUAUCAAUAUAUGUUAUAUAUAAGUUUCAUAGAUAUUUUUCUGUUAAUGUGCUAAAGGUAUAUUAUAGGCCUUUUUGUGUCUAAACAUCUCUUUAUGAUCAUUUAAUGUAUAUAGUGGUUGUGUUACAUACAAUUUUUAGAUAUACAGUGUAUAAUUUCUGUAACAGUAUUUUUAAUAAAGUGCAAAAAUUAUA
Polypterus senegalus (gray bichir) is the source of this 2949-nucleotide messenger RNA. Its product is annotated as SAM domain-containing protein SAMSN-1-like. Gene Ontology annotation, molecular function: protein binding. The record is from RefSeq and is a predicted model, not a curated record. The coding region runs from base 57 to 1178 and encodes 373 amino acids. Lineage: Eukaryota; Metazoa; Chordata; Cladistia; Polypteriformes; Polypteridae. The transcript is spliced from 8 exons.